Molecule: messenger RNA, 3276 nt
Organism: Lathyrus sativus (Indian pea)
Lineage: Eukaryota; Viridiplantae; Streptophyta; Magnoliopsida; Fabales; Fabaceae
Source: the annotation of a GenBank genome assembly
AUGGAACACGGUUUCGCUGACGAUGAUUUUGGAGAACUUUACGCCGACCUCCAACUUCCACUCCUUCCAACACAACCUCAUCAACAACGUGAUAACGAUGACUGCGUCGUUUCAAACAACAACGCCGAUGCCUCCGAUGCCGCUGUUUCCGAUGCCGUUGCAAAUGAUGAUUACACUGGAACUGACAGCGACGAUGGUUUGGAUAUAGUCUUGAACGACGACGAUUGUCGUGGUUGUGAUGAGGAAGCUCAUGGAGGUUUGGAUAACAACGGCGGCGGGGAGGGCUUUGAGCAGACGAAGGUUGGCUCGGAGUUUGUUGCUUCUGAUGGUGUGAAAGGUGGAUACGGUUCACAAUUUUUUCGUUCUAAGUUUAUGAAGACUCAAGGGUCCGUGUUUGUGAACAACGCGAAGGCCGGUAAUUGUUCAUCUUUCCCUCAAGGAAGGGGGGAUAAUAUCCAGAAUCGGACAUCAAGCUCCAGUUACUUUGAUGGAUCGUAUCUUCCUUGGCAUUGGAAAAUAUACGAUGUAAACAUUGAUAAAUUUGAGGAGAAGCCGUGGAGGCUUCCUGGAGCUGACAUAACAGAUUACUUCAAUUUUGGUUUUGAUGAGAACACCUGGAAGCAGUACUGUUUGUCUAUGGCAUCCACACAGGAGCAAUUUGAUCAACCUGUAUCAGGGAGCUUACCAUCUCGAUCAUCAAAAUGUGAAGUGCCAAAGGGCAGGGCAAUACAGGUUGAGGACAGUGUGGUUGAGCGCCAACCGUCCAUACAUGUGAGGCGUCCACGUGAUAUAGAUUCUGAUGUUAUUAUACAGAUCAAGGUGCAGGGAUCCCCUGGCAACGAUUCUGGUUCUGUCAAAAGCAACUUACACGAUUUAUGUGACGUGGGGGAAUUAAUUUCAGGAAAUAAUAGAGACAAAAGCAAUUCUUCCAGUGAAAGUGAUGUUCUAUCUGAUGAGCGGCUAGAAAAUGCUAAAAAAUCAGAAGAGUCGUCUGGUCAAGAAAGAAAUGAGCUGAUUCCUAAUGUGGUUAAAGUUCAGCAUCCAGAUGAAGAGGACCGAGAUUCCGAAGAUGAUAAAUUGCUGGAGGAAGAAAUAAAAACAGAGAGAGUUGGCAUUGACACAUGUAGUGCAGAUCCAUGCUGGAGUGAACCAGAAUUAUCACUUGGUGAUCAAGAACUUAGUCUGACUUCCUAUUCUGACAGUGAUUCUGAGGGAACUGAAGAUAGUUUACAUGUUUAUAAUGAACAAAAUCACAGCCCUUUAAGAAGUCAUUUGGUGAGUUCUGAUACCAACUUAAAGGAGUCUUUGUCACUUUAUGAUAAAACCUCAAAGAACAUCAGUGUCAACAGAAAACCUGUAAAUAUAUCUUACUAUUCAAGAAAUAGAGGUGCAGUACAACAGGAUCAGAGGCAUCAAAGUGGUAGUAGGCAUAUGCCCAGUUCCAAGCUGAAAAAAAACAUAGAAAAUGAUAAUAAUGUCUCUCACAUCCCCAGAUCCAGCGGAAGGAAUCUGUCUCCAUGGGGUCAUCAAUUUGUUAAUUACAGAUCAGAUGAUCGACUGCAAUAUUUUGGAAGUCAUGAAAGAAACGAUGUUUCAUAUAAUUGGGAAACAAAACAAACUUGCUAUUAUGGUGCUGACAAAAAUGUUGAUGACCUGGAUCACGCAGUAUACAGUGAAUAUUCAGAUAGGGAAAGUGAAGACAGAUUCCGGGAGAAUGAAAAUCAAUAUAUCAUAAAAAGUAGGGAUAAAAGGGAGUGUGUUUUUGAACAAAGAACUCUAAUAAAGUAUAAUGAAGACAGUGGUUGGCAUGCUGCUAGUAGAAAACAUUAUGUUGAUGAUCACCCAAGUCUCCUCUCAUACAGGGAAUCAAGGCAGUUUCUUCCAAAGCAUUCCUCCUUUCCUGCUAAAGAUAGGGAAGAUCGAAGGAAAAUAAAGCAUUACAGGCCUCACUUUAAGGACAGAAACUGUGAUUUUGAUCCAUAUUUUGAUGAAGAUGAGUUUGAGAUUUUAAACAGAAGUUAUAGAAUGCCUUCUUCUUUUGCCAAGAGAGAAAGGGAAUCUAUGAAUAGUACACAUGAAGAACAGUUUCUUCAAAGUGAUAGAGUACUAGAAAGAUAUUCAGGAAGGGGUAGACAUCAUCACAGGCCCCCCUUAGUUGCGGAUACCCUGUGGUCUGGGGAACCGGAAGAUAAGUUCUCUGAUUAUGCAUCUAAUCAGAACUCAUAUUUGAAGUAUCAGAGACAACCUUAUACUGAUUCAGAAAGAUAUUAUAUGCAUAGAGAAAGUGAUGGCUUUAGGGGACAUGAGAGACAUAACAAUGCUACCAACAGAGGAAAUGACUGGCACCGUGAUUAUAUUGAUGCUGCUGAAGAAGAUUGGACAACAUCUCCUGUAGACAAAUGUGAGUUUUACCCUCUGCCAUCUGAGGUUCCACACUGGAGCAACAAUGAUAAUAUUCAUUGGCAUCAUGAUGGAUCUGGAUUGCACCCUGACGAGGGUGCAAUAUUCUACGAGGAAACUCCAAGGCACGAAAGACAUGAAAGAAAUAUAACUUUGCAUGCUAGGAUGCAAAGACAUGAUAUAAAAUUGCAGCAGCAUCGGAUAAUAUUGUCAAAGAGAGAUAGGGACAGCUUUUUAAAAAGAAGCUCUAAGGUUAUGAGUAGAGAUUACUGUCACCAGACAGUGCUGAAAUGCAGGAAAUCAGUUGACAUGGUUAAUAGGGAAGGAAAGUCUGCGAAAAAUUCCAGAGUGACGUGCAAUGACAGACUUGAAAAUGUGGAUCAAGGGAUUGCUGAGAAGCGGAAAGCUUUGGUAGGUUUUGAUGAUUCUCGUAAGAAGGCUAUCAAAUUUGACAAUUCAAAUCCUCAGUGUGACAACAGAAAUAAGAAACCGCUUCAGAACCUUUCAGAUAUAGGGCAGAAAAAAGCUUUGGAUGUAGAAGAAGGUGAAAUAGUAACAGAAGAGCCAUGUGUGGAAGUUUCUGUAUCCAGAAAAGGUGUUUCUGAAGAUGCAGCAGUUGCUGACAGUGGGAAGAAACAAAAUGGAAACAAUUCUGAACUGCAUACGGGUAAUAUCGACAGCGUGAAGAUUCUUGUUACAUUGGCUAAAAUGGAGAAACGUAGGGAGCGCUUUAAGCAGCCUAUUAGUUUGAAAAAAGAAGCUGAAAAGAGUUUAGAAGCUGAAAAGAGUUUGAAGCUGAACACCGAGUCGACAGUUGAUAUAGGUGAAACAAAGCAACAUAGGCCAGCUCGAAAGAGGCGCUGGAAUGGUGGUUAG